UGCUGACCCGUCUUUGGAAGUACGCGGCCGAGGUGAUGAACUCCGAAUACCUUCUGCACGCGGGCGUCUUCGCGAUGGUCGAAUUCGACGACGACAUAUUCGCGGCCGGCAACUGCUACGAUAAAUACCAAUACAAGGACUACUGGCUGUUCUGUCCGUAUGCCUAUCGUCUGCCCGAGGGACCCAUACUUGUCAAGGAUCUCGCCGUAGAGUACAAGUACCUGAAGAACACAAGCGAGUGGUUCUAUAUCGCGCGGAAAAACGCCGAGCGCGUCAUCAGGAACUAUAAUCAGUUCAGUAAAGGAUUCAACACGUACACGUGGAACAGCACGGCACACACGGAUCGAGUGCCUGAUGAGAUUCUGAGCGUGACGUAUGAAGACGGCAAAUGGAGUAAGCCGUAUUACGACUGUGGCGGAGGCAACAUAUGGAUGCUCACCUACACGGUCCCUUUUUUCGGCUUCCAGAACGGAUCCUACUUCUUCAAGGGAACGAGUGGAAUUGACAUUGAUUUACGUCGUGUUGACAUCGACCAGUGUCCCCUCCCUCCUGGCAGCACCCAACUCAACAUCUUUGCAGCCUCCGAUAAGUGCAAGAAGAGAACUACUUAUUGUGUACCAAUCCCAGGCCUGGGAUUUCGACGAGGCAGUUACCAAUGCAUGUGUCGACGCGGCUUCUAUCUGCCACCUCAGUUCUCGUUUAAUCGAUACUACAACGGGACGGUCAUCGAAGAGGAAUUCGAAAAACUCAUGCUGGGCGAGGAGAGUCAGUACAAUAAAUCGGGCAUUUUUGAAUGCUUGCCAUGUGCUGAGGGCUGCGAAGUGUGCAGAGACGCCAGCCCCUGCGUCGUGUCGCUCAACUGGAUUAUGCGAUCCGCCAUCUUGAUUCUAUCGUGUGUCAUCAUUUGCUGUCUGCCCAUCGUGGCUCUGUUCACCUGGAAGUACAGCGAUGUCAAGGUUGUGCGAGCAGCUAGCCCGGUGUUGUUGCGAGUUAUUGCAUUGGGAGCAUUCUUCAUCUACUGUACGACUAUAGUCAUGUACCCCCGGCCUAACGUCUUCACGUGUACUGCUCGUAUUUGGCUGAGAGAGAUUGGCUUUUCUCUUACCUAUGGUGCUCUUAUGCUGAAAACAUGGAGGAUAUCGGUGAUCUUUCGAGUGCGGUCGGCGAAAGCGGUGAAGAUCACAGACGUGGACUUGCUGAAGCGGGUGGGGGUAAUUGUGGCGGUGUUCUCUGCCCUCCUGGCCAUCCGCACCCUGGUGGCCCCCCCUCAUGUCAUCGUGGCCCGCACCGCAGAUGACCUCAAGGCCUACCUCUGCAACACUGACUGGUGGGACCACUCAUUCUCCAUAAUGGAGGUUAUGCUGUUAGUGUGGGGUAUUCGACUGUGCAUAGUGGUCAGAAAAGCGCCUUCAGAGUUCAAUGAGAGCCGCUUCAUAUCAAUGGCCAUCUACAAUGAGUUCCUUCUAUCUGUGUUCCUCAAUGUUUCUAUGUUGUUUCUUCAGUCACCAGCGAAUCCUGAUCUCCUGUACAUUAUAUUCUUUUGCCACACUCAGCUGACUGUGACCCUGUUAUUGUGCCUGAUAUUUGGAAGCAAGGCUUACAUGGUAUUCAAAGGCCAAGAAUCGGACAGCUCAUCUAGUGCAACCUACAAAGCGACAAGCAAUAAAUAUUUCAAUAAGCCAAGAUCUGUGAACUCACAGUACAAUGUGUCUAUCAACUCAUCAGCUGGAGCAUUGGACCAGACUUCCAUAACGGAGAAAGAUGUACAGGACGAAUUCCGCCGACUCUACACACAGCUAGAGAUGCUACGAGAGAUGAACAUGCGCUCGGGCAACCGACAUUUGGCCGCAAAAAUUUCGGCAAUGCAAGAAGCGGCACGUGACUUCCAGGAUGAAAACCAUCCUUCUGAAACCAUCACUGCCAUGGAAAUGUCAAACUGCAAGGCGCCCACGUUGAGCUGUGUCGGUGGAGGAGGCGUAGGAGGAGGAGUAGGAGGAGUUGGUGGAGGCGGAGGAGACGCACCAGAAGACACCGCGGAAGAAUCUUUACCACAAACACAUCCGCUCCAGACCACAAAGUCUCCGCCGUUGGGAAAAAGUAGUCCCAACACGUUGGGUGUGAAGUCGGGACACGCGAGGACACACACCAUUGUGAUAAAUCUGGACGACAAGAGUCGGUUCACCGAGGAGGACGAAUUCCGCCGACUCUACACACAGCUAGAGAUGCUACGAGAGAUGAACAUGCGCUCGGGCAACCGACAUUUGGCCGCCAAAAUUUCGGCAAUGCAAGAAGCGGCCCGUGAUUUCCAGGAGGAGAACCAUCCUUCUGAAACCAUCACUGCCAUGGAAAUGUCAAACUGCAAGGCGCCCACGUUGAGCUGUGUUGGAGGAGGAGGCGUAGGAGGCGUAGGAGGAGGAGGAUUAGGAGUAGGAGGAGGUGGUGGUGGCGGAGUAGACGCACCAGAAGACACCGCGGAAGAAUCUUUACCACAGACACAUCCGCUCCAGACCACAAAGUCUCCGCCAUUGGGAAAAAGUAGUCCCAAUACGUUGGGUGUAAAGUCGGGACACGCGAGGACACACACGAUUGUGAUAAAUCUGGACGAUAAGAGUCGGUUCACCGAGGAGGUUACUGUCUGAUGCUUGUGGCUGGACAACGCUUAAGUAGGGUUUACAUUGGUCAAGUUUACUUGAAUUCAGGUUUUUUUAAGGUUUGGGUUGGAUGGGUGAUUUUGAGAACUUGGUGCUGGUUGUACAGAAGCCUUUU
This is a messenger RNA of Nilaparvata lugens (brown planthopper), 2766 nucleotides long. Its product is annotated as probable G-protein coupled receptor CG31760. Gene Ontology annotation, molecular function: G protein-coupled receptor activity. Gene Ontology annotation, cellular component: membrane. Lineage: Eukaryota; Metazoa; Arthropoda; Insecta; Hemiptera; Delphacidae. The record is from RefSeq and is a predicted model, not a curated record. Gene Ontology annotation, biological process: G protein-coupled receptor signaling pathway.